AUGCCAAUAUUGCGGAAAAGAAGGGUGUCGUCAAAACAGCAAUCUGGUGCUUUCAAAUAUAUCGCCUUCGAAUCAUUUGGAAGCCCAAUCAUUGGGUGUCUGCGUGAAGAUUGUAAUGGACUUUGCAACCUUCAAGCCAACCCCCACGGUACUGUUCCAGACGCAGCUAGGUACUGUUCCGUGCCUUUCUCGCGAGACCAUGUAACUGAGAAAUCAAACCGAGGUCGCGUGAUUAUCACCGGUUUCUCCCUAUCGGUUAUUCAAGGCAUUCCAGACGCAGAGAAGCGCUAUGUAUUAAAGGAUGUAGCAGGAAUUCUUGUUGAGAGCGCUGCCAUUUCCACUAUGAAGUCCAACAUACAGUACAUAACCGUGGACGCCAGUGCACCCCUCGUUUCAUUCACAUUCUGUCUCAUCAUUGUUCAUGUUGGAAUGGGUGCCAGUCACGAAACAAACAUUUAUGAGACCACUCUCAGUCAACCUCCAUCAUCGCGAGGUCUCAGCAGCGGCCAUACCUUGCAAAGAGGAUCAUGCCCUGGACAGGAUGUACGCUUAGACGAGUUUGCGAUGAAACCACUGUCUGUAAGAAUAACGCAGGAGGUGGAGCUGGAUGGGGCCGAAGACUUCAGCAUGCAAAAAUCAGCGUCCACGAUAACGCCAAAAUCAAGUCCGGGAGCGACUCAUCUAUCAAUCAAUAUCACGGUUCGACUUGUGAUCGGAGCCGUUGUGAUUGAACGCGAAGACCCGUGUCACAGAUGGGUCACCAAAGAGGGCCAGCAAAACCUCGGCACCAACACUUUGAUGACAUCAUUUCAUUCGCGCGUGGACGGGCCGAAAUUCUUGUGGAAGGGUCGCGGGAAUGUAUAUCGACUAAACGAGCCAUUGCGUCUAGGACGAUACGAGCACCGACUGCCGACGACGGUGCCCAGCGAGCAAAACAUUAUCAUGAACCACGAAUCAAAGGCUGUCGAUAAGCUAGGCUGA
Molecule: messenger RNA, 981 nt
Organism: Punctularia strigosozonata HHB-11173 SS5
Lineage: Eukaryota; Fungi; Basidiomycota; Agaricomycetes; Corticiales; Punctulariaceae
Exons: 9
Coding region: 1-981 (326 amino acids)
Source: RefSeq, a predicted model, not a curated record